Messenger RNA from Pocillopora meandrina, 882 nucleotides. The record is from the annotation of a GenBank genome assembly. Lineage: Eukaryota; Metazoa; Cnidaria; Anthozoa; Scleractinia; Pocilloporidae.
UUAAACGAAUACAAGAGAAUCAUUCUCAUUAUUAAUGGAUCCUUCUCGAUUUUUCUCGCAACAUUCAUCUGUGUCGUAAACGCUGUUAUCAUCUUUGCAACUGCCAGACAUCCUUUGCCUGCAGUUAAAGUAAUCGAUCAAAUCCACAAGGCUUUCUUCUACGCUAACAUUCUGGAUGCUACAUUAUUUCUACCAUAUUUUGGUUUCGCUGAACUUUUACAUGGUCUUGGUAUUAGCGAGAAGAAAGAUCUUUUUCCGAGCUAUUUAUCUUCAGCGUUCCUCGUUUUCGCGCAAUCUAAAGUGCAAGUCACCUUCAUCAUUUUAAUUGAGCGCGGAGCUGCUUUUAAUUCUCCCCAUUUCCAUCGCCGAAUAACAAAAAAUAAUAGAAUUUUCAUGGUGUUACUGACUGUAGUGUUAUUCUCGUUGCUUUUCGUCGGACUAUCUUUUGCAGGGAUGAAAGAAACCGUCUACUUCAGCAUUCAUAUUCAUCUCUUCUUUACCGCGCCGCUUUUGUUUAUUCUCGUUACGACUUUCGUCACUUACUGGAAGCUGAAAAAUAGAAACCGAAUUGUGAGUAGCGAGAUUCCUCCGUCUAUGGAACAGUUGGAAUUCCACAAGAAACGGAGCGUGCGCUCAGCCAGAAGAUAUUUGAUCGUCAUAGCCUCACUCAUGAUACCGAUGUUUCUAUGUAUUUUGCCGUGGUAUGUUGUCACACUCGUUAAAGUGAACGCCAACCACGUUUAUUUAACAAACAAUUUAAGGUUUCUCUGGCAAAGAUUUUCCAUAACGCUAUUGUUUCUACCAGAUGUUAUUGGCCCCAUAACUCUCACCCUUCGUUUUAAAACAUAUUAUAACUCAGUUAAAAGCCUUCUACGAAGAUAA